Messenger RNA from Phyllostomus discolor (pale spear-nosed bat), 6407 nucleotides. RefSeq names its product potassium voltage-gated channel subfamily C member 4 (gene KCNC4). The record is from RefSeq and is a predicted model, not a curated record. Gene Ontology annotation, molecular function: protein binding; delayed rectifier potassium channel activity. The transcript is spliced from 4 exons. Gene Ontology annotation, cellular component: voltage-gated potassium channel complex; axon; dendrite membrane. Gene Ontology annotation, biological process: potassium ion transmembrane transport; protein homooligomerization. Lineage: Eukaryota; Metazoa; Chordata; Mammalia; Chiroptera; Phyllostomidae. Bases 32 to 2020 code for a protein of 662 amino acids.
CGCCCCAAGCCGAAGCCCCGCAGCGCUUCUUAUGAUCAGCUCGGUGUGUGUCUCCUCCUACCGCGGGCGCAAGUCGGGGAACAAGCCUCCGUCCAAAACAUGUCUGAAGGAGGAGAUGGCCAAGGGCGAGGCGUCGGAGAAGAUCAUCAUCAACGUGGGCGGCACGCGACAUGAGACCUACCGCAGCACCCUGCGCACCCUGCCGGGCACCCGCCUCGCCUGGCUGGCUGAUCCGGAUGGCGGGGGCCGGCCAGAGUCCGAUGGCGGCGGCGCGGGCAGCAGCGGCAGCAGCGGCGGCGGGGGCUGCGAGUUCUUCUUCGACCGGCACCCGGGCGUCUUUGCGUACGUGCUCAACUACUACCGCACUGGCAAGCUGCACUGCCCCGCCGACGUGUGCGGGCCGCUGUUUGAGGAGGAGCUCACCUUCUGGGGCAUCGACGAGACCGACGUGGAGCCCUGCUGCUGGAUGACCUACCGGCAGCACCGCGACGCCGAAGAGGCGCUGGACAUCUUCGAGAGCCCGGACGGGGGCGGCAGUGGUGCGGGACAGGGCGAUGAGGUCGGCGAUGAGGAGCGGGAGCUGGCCCUGCAGCGCCUGGGGCCCCACGAGGGAGGCGCGGGCCCAGGAGCUGGGUCCGGGGGCUGCCGCGGCUGGCAGCCCCGCAUGUGGGCACUCUUCGAGGAUCCCUACUCCUCCAGGGCGGCCAGGGUGGUGGCCUUCGCCUCCCUCUUCUUCAUCCUGGUCUCCAUCACCACCUUCUGCCUGGAGACGCACGAGGCCUUCAACAUCAACCGCAACGUGACGGAGAUCCUCCGCGUGGGGAACACCACCAGCGUGCAGUACCGGCCCGUGAUGGAGACCGAGCCCAUCCUGACCUACAUCGAGGGCGUGUGCGUGCUGUGGUUUACGCUGGAGUUCCUGGUGCGCAUCGUGUGCUGCCCGGACACGCUGGACUUCGUCAAGAACCUGCUGAACAUCAUCGACUUCGUGGCCAUCCUGCCCUUCUACCUGGAGGUCGGGCUGAGCGGCCUGUCGUCCAAGGCGGCCCGCGACGUGCUGGGCUUCCUGCGCGUGGUGCGCUUCGUGCGCAUCCUGCGCAUCUUCAAGCUCACGCGCCACUUCGUGGGGCUGCGCGUGCUGGGCCACACCCUGCGCGCCAGCACCAACGAGUUCCUGCUGCUCAUCAUCUUCCUGGCGCUGGGCGUGCUCAUCUUCGCCACCAUGAUCUACUACGCCGAGCGCAUCGGUGCCAGGCCCUCCGACCCGCGGGGCAACGACCACACCGACUUCAAGAACAUCCCCAUCGGCUUCUGGUGGGCCGUGGUCACCAUGACGACGCUGGGCUACGGGGACAUGUACCCCAAGACGUGGUCGGGGAUGCUGGUCGGGGCGCUGUGUGCGCUGGCCGGGGUGCUCACCAUCGCCAUGCCCGUGCCGGUCAUCGUCAACAACUUCGGCAUGUACUACUCCCUGGCCAUGGCCAAGCAGAAGCUGCCCAAGAAGCGGAAGAAGCACGUGCCGCGGCCGCCCCAGCUCGAGUCGCCCGUGUACUGCAAGUCGGAGGAGACCUCGCCCCGGGACAGCACCUACAGCGACACCAGCCCCCCUGCCCAGGAAGAGGGCCUGGUCGAGAGGAAGCGGGCAGAUUCCAAGCAGAACGGCGAGGCCAAUGCGGUGCUGUCCGACGAGGAGGCAACCGGCCUCACCCAGCCGCUGGCCUCCGCCCCCAGCCCCGAGGAGCGCCGGGCCCUGCGCCGCUCCGGCACGCGGGACCGGAACAAGAAGGCCGCCGCCUGCUUCCUGCUCAGCGCUGGGGACUACGCCUGUGCCGACGGGAGUGUCCGGAAAGGCUGUGAAAAGUCCAGGAGUCUAAACAACCUAUCAGCAGCGGCUGCAACCAGCCUGGGGCUGUCGCCACUGGCAACGAGAUUCAGCUCGCCCUACCCUGCGAGAAAGCUCCUGUUCCCCCUCCCCACCCACCCCCUCCUCAGCCCACCCCCCGGGCACUCAGCCUCGUAACUGCGCCUCGGCCCUCCAGCCCGUGGGCCCGCACUCACAGGCAGCGCGCCCAUGCCUGCCAGCCCCCCUUCCUCCAGGGGCCCCAGAGACCUGGGCCAGAGGCGAGAGAAUUUAGGCCCCUGAGCUUCCUCCACAGCACCCAGCUCCCCAGAAUGCUCGGGUCUGAGCCCGAGAGCAGGGGGAGAUCACUCUCGGCCUCCAUCCUGAGCUGGACCGGCCGGCACACACCCAGGACCUGUGACCCUGAGCCCUGCCUCCCCCACAGAGUCCCACCUUAAUCCCAGCAAACACAUUUCCAUUCCCGGUGGCCUUCAACCAGUAAGCAAACAGCCUGCAACCACACAUCUCUGUCUGUCUGUCUGUCCAUCCCACACCCAGACCAGCAAGGCAUAAAGCUGUCCCUUGGGGCAUCUCGGCUGGUGUCCAGGGGCCUUCUCUCCCGAGGGGAGCAGUGCCCCCCGCCCCUCGGAAAAGAGGCUGCUGUUCUCCAGCUCUGGCCUGGGGCGCAGGUGGGGUCCCUGGAGUCCGAGCCCCAGGAUAGGCCGCCCAGCCUGGGGAGCCCCUCCUAUCCAGGUGAUGCCCGGCAGGCCUCGGGCCCAGCACCCUGUCUGCGCCCCGAGCCUCGGCACCCCUCCCCGCGCUGCUCCCUACUCUGCUUCCACGACAGUUUCUCCCCCCACCCCGCUGCCUCGCACACCCAGCCCAGCCUCUGAGUCGCCUGCCGCUCCCACCCAGCCUCUGCGCUCUGUGUUGCUGCCAGAACCAGAGACUCAUCUAAUUUCUAUAAUUAAGUGUAUUCAUUUACCUAACGAGCCCAGGAGCACAACAGAUUUGUGAGUCACUGUGGGAUCGGGGUGCACCCUGGGCAGGGGCAGCUGCAGGGUGGUGUGGGGACAGCCGUCCUGCCCCCGCCCCUCCCCCACGGGCACCCUGCCACUCCCAGGGAGGGCUGAGCCCCAGCCCCCCACCCCGCCCCACCCCCCGGCGGUGCACGGAGCAGGGCUCCCCAGCAGGCCCUCGGAAGCCUGGCGAUGGAGGGGCGUCGUUUCCCCUCCACCUGAUGGGAAUGAGGCCUGACAGCAGCGCCGUGCGCCUGGCCAUUUUUAGAGUCAGAUUAUGCAACUUCGUGGAGGGAAUGACUAAGUAAAGGCAGAAGCUGCCUCGUCCGGGGUGGGCAGGGAUAGGUAUGGCAGGACAGUAUUCGGGAGGAUGCCGGGAAAUCUGGGGGCCACGCCACAAGGCGAACUGGGCAGAAGGGUCAGAUCAUCUCCUGGAGGGCGGGUGGCCUCUCCAGGUCCGUGUCUCCUUCAGCCUCAAGCAGACCGGAAUAUGCCUUCCAGAAAGGUCCGUCCCGGGUGGGAGCUGGGAUGGCCCGGCCCCGCUGCAGUCUCCGGGGCCCCCUCCCACUUGCUUUAAGAGUUGGGAAGAUACAGGGGUAUCCGUGCGACCACCGUGAAGAAGGCACAGCUCCCUUUAAGGGACGGGGACAGGAAAGCCCUGUGGAUGAGGAUGGAGACGCCAGGAAGCUUCUCCUCUCGCCCGAGUGCGAGGGCCCAGCUGCUCCUGCAUGAGGACAGCCUCAGCUCGGCCCCCGCAGGGCUCCCCAGCUCUGGGGGCCUGGCUGCGACAGGGACGUGUGGUGAGCGAGGUGUCCAGUUUAGCUCGGGCCCCACAGCGAUCUGCCCUGCUCUGGCUUGCAUUUCUCUCCGGGGAACUGAGGUGGCUAUUUCGGCGGCAGCCCUGCAGUUGUCAGGAGCCCAGGUUUCCACGGCACCCACCGCCUCCUCCCCUCCCACGGGGACCAGCGUGCUCACAGCACCCCUGUGGCAGGCACAGAUGUCCCUGGGCGACGUGAUGCAGGAGCGCCAGGCAGGGGGCCCCCGUGCCUGGGGAGUGGGGCUCCCACACAUCUCUCCCGGCCCCGUGACCCCUGUGGGGGAGACCCAGACCCUAGCAAACGGGAGAGACGAGUAGGCUGUCUGCGCCUCUGCUUCUCAGGACCUCGGCCUUCCCAGGGUGCUGGGGAAGGUUCUGGAACUCACAGAGACCCCAGGCUCUGCCCGGGGAGGCUGUGCCUGCAGGGCCUCCCGGAAGGUCCUCCCUUCCUCGACAGUCUGAGGGCUCAGUCUCCUUCACCUUGCGUCCUGACUUGGACCUGUGCUUGGCUUCUAGAAGCCUUUCCUCUAUAGCUGGGGCUCAGCCUCUCCCUGCAGAGCAGGGAAGCAGCCGGGUAGGAGUUGUUAGCUUUACCUCCCCGUUUGUGCCAGGGCUCCUGGCGACCCUAGAGGCCACUUCUCAGCCCCCAGGGCUUCUGAGAGGAGUGGCCGUGAGCUCGAACCAGAGGGGAAGGUGUCCGUUCAGCCCAGAGCCCUGGCUGGGGGAGGGGGGGUGCUGUGGUUCACAGGCUUCCUGGGAGAGGAGGGCCUCUGAUCUUGGCAGAGAGCGUCACCUUCCAAAGUCCCUGCCCCUGCAGCCGCCUCCCUGCCUGUCCCAGCUGUGCCUGCACUGGGAGGGUGGGGGAAGGGCAGGCCGGGGCCACUGACCUCGUGGGCUGGCGUGGAAUGCCCAGAGGGCUCCCGAGGGCUUUGCUUUCUGGCCUUCUCUCCUGACCCUCCCGUGCUCCCGCCAGAUCAGGGAAGGGGGCUGGGCAGGCUGUGGCAGGCUGUGGCAGGCUGUGGCAGCCCAUGGAACAAUGGCAGGGCCCCAGGUGGUGGUGGCAGAUGGAGCCGUGGGGGGAAGCCCAAGUGGGGCGGGCGGCAGCCCGGUGAUGGCUUGUGGGUUAAAGCCAAGCAGGAACCUCCCGCCACCCCCCUGCCUCAUGCCAGGCUGCACAGCUGGGGCCCCUGUCUCCACUGCACCGGAGCUUCGAAGACCCGGGCUGCUGGUUCCCAGAGUUCACUCCCUCAGCCCGUGUGGAGAUGAGCUGUGACAUUGCCUGGGAGGCCCAUCGGCCCGGAGCUGGGUGGGCAGAGGGACCAUGAAGGGGCUUCCCCCGUACCCCGACCCAUCCCUGCCUUUCCCCGCCUCUUGGCCCUGGGCCCCCGUGCUGUCUGGCUCUGCUCCUGGCCUGCUCGCCCGCCCACAGACCGGGGGUCAGCAGCUGCCUGCCUUCUAACUUCUCAUUCUUUGUGUCUCCCUUCCUUUUGCUGAACGCCCUGCCCUGCACCCCCAGAAGGCAGUGUUGGGCCGAAAGUGCGCGUCCCAGUGUCUCACACCUGUGCUCUUUAAACACAGAGACCUGCCAAGACGCCCUCUCGUCCAACUAUGCCCAGGCUGAAGUGCUCACCCUCUCUUAAAGCGGCAGCAGCGUGAGAGAGACAGGCAGACAGACAGGAAGCCAGAGGCUCAGGGGGACUCUGGCGCCCAGGCAAGAACCUCUCGCUGGGAGAGACGCAGAUACCCUUGUUUGCACAAGACUGACGGAAAACCUCCCGUGUGACCCUCGGGGCCCGGAACCAGCCGGGCCUGCCGUUUUGUUCUGUUGUACAUUGAAGAGAUAUAUAUGCACAUAUAGUAUCUAUAUUCAUACAUACUGUACUCAUGCGUGUAGUGCACGUGCUAUUGGUGGUCUGUCUUCGUUAGGCUGUCUCCCCAAGCCCUUGCCCCUCCCCCAGGCCCCAUUUCCUCCCCUCCACCGACUCCCCGUUUCUGCUGUACGUAUGUGUGGGGCGCCCCGGGAAAAGUGGGGCUGGAACUGCUGGUCCAGCUGGGUGGUCCCAGGCUGGACUCCGCUGGGGGUGUGACCUCUGUGGGCCGGUGGCCUGUGGAAGGCCAGACUGCCCCCCAGGGUCGCUGCUCCACUGGCCCCACCCCACCCCAGAUUGGGGUUCUACCUCCCACCCCACGCCCCAGUUGUGGGGGGACUUCCAGGGGCUUCUCCACAGCUUCUCCCGCUCCCCCCUUACCUGUGACCUUGACUGAGGGGGCAUUUUGUCUUUUUUUUUUUUUUUACGUUGGGUUUUUCUGUCUCUCUCGUCCACUUGUUUUUAAGAUGCUGCUGGGCAGACGGGCAGGGAAGGGCUCGGUCUGCCCAUCAGGCUCAGGGGUCUGAGAAGGGGAAGCCUUGGGCGAGCGGAGACCAGUUGCAAUACUGUACUUCCUGGCCGGUGGCCAGAGCACGCGUGCAAUAGCAGAGGCCAGGUGACCCCUUCGACCUUGGCCUCUGCCCCUCCCUCAGCCCUCCUGCCCCCCUGCCGCACUCCCCGCCCGCCCCGCCCCACCCCGGUGUCGGUCCUUUUCUAAAGCUGUGUCCUCCCGUGUGUCCGAGGCAAGCCGCGGCCGGGGCCCGCCGCCCCGCCGCCCUGUCUGCAUGCCUUCGACUGUCAUGCCGUGCUCCACUCUCAAUAAAGACACCCGGGGCCUCCGCUGCUCCUGCUGUUCCCGUGAC